Carlito syrichta (Philippine tarsier) is the source of this 1700-nucleotide messenger RNA. RefSeq names its product solute carrier family 45 member 2 (gene SLC45A2). Bases 78 to 1670 code for a protein of 530 amino acids. Gene Ontology annotation, molecular function: sucrose:proton symporter activity. NCBI's taxonomy places the organism in Eukaryota, Metazoa, Chordata, Mammalia, Primates, Tarsiidae. Gene Ontology annotation, biological process: transmembrane transport. The transcript has 7 exons. The record is from RefSeq and is a predicted model, not a curated record. Gene Ontology annotation, cellular component: membrane.
GCCAGGCUCCAUGUCAAAUCCAGUUUGGAGCACAGACCUGAGAACCACGCCGGAGGUGGUAGGCUCACCAAGUGGCUAUGGGUGGCAACAGUGGACAGCCUGGCCUCCACACUUACAGAUCCCUAGCUGAGGAAGCCCCCUUUGUCUCUGCGGAGCCGCCCAAAAGACCCAUGGGCAGACUCAUCAUGCACAGCAUGGUCAUGUUCGGGCGAGAGUUCUGCUAUGCGGUGGAGGCGGCGUAUGUGACCCCAGUUCUGCUCAGCGUGGGUCUGCCCAAGAGUCUGUACAGCAUGGUGUGGCUCCUCAGCCCUAUCCUGGGAUUCCUGCUGCAGCCUGUGGUCGGAUCAGCCAGCGACCACUGCCAUUCCAGGUGGGGCCGCCGGAGACCCUAUAUCCUUACCCUGGGCAUCAUGAUGCUCAUCGGCAUGGCUCUAUACCUCAAUGGGGACACUGUUGUAGCAGCUUUGAUUGCUAACCCAAGGAGGAAGCUGGUUUGGGCCAUAAGUGUCACCAUGGUAGGUGUGGUUCUCUUUGAUUUUGCUGCUGACUUCAUUGAUGGGCCCAUCAAAGCCUACUUAUUUGAUGUCUGCUCCCAUCAGGACAAAGAGAGGGGCCUCCACUACCAUGCCCUCUUCACAGGUUUUGGAGGUGCCCUGGGUUACGUUUUGGGGGCCAUAGACUGGGCCCAUCUGGAACUGGGAAGAGUGCUGGGCUCAGAAUACCAGGUCAUGUUCUUCUUCUCCUCCUUGGUGCUCACUUUCUGUGUUAUUGUUCAUCUGUGCAGUAUUCCUGAAGCCCCACUUAGAGAUGUUGCAAAGGACAUUUUCCCACAGCAAGCCCUCCAGGAACCUACACUGUCAUCAGAUGGAAUGUAUGAAUAUGGUUCUAUUGAGAAAGUUAAAAAUGGUUAUAUAAAUCCCGAGCCAGCAAUGCAGAGAGAAAAAAACAAAAAUCAUGCUGAACAGGCUCAUAGGACAAUGACCAUGAGGUCACUGCUGAGGGCGCUGAUGAGCAUGCCUCCCCACUACCGCUACCUUUGCAUCAGCCACCUCAUUGGAUGGACUGCCUUCCUGUCCAACAUGCUCUUCUUCACAGAUUUCAUGGGCCAGAUUGUGUAUCAUGGGGAUCCCUAUAGUGCUCACAACUCCACAGAGUUUCUCAUCUACGAAAGAGGGGUUGAGGUUGGAUGUUGGGGCUUGUGCAUCAACUCCGUGUUCUCCUCAGUUUAUUCUUACUUUCAGAAAGCUUUGGUAUCCUACAUUGGAUUAAAGGGUCUUUACUUCACGGGGUAUCUGCUGUUUGGCCUGGGGACCGGCUUUAUUGGGCUCUUCCCGAAUGUCUACUCCACCCUGGUCCUGUGCACCAUGUUUGGCGUCAUGUCCAGCACUCUGUACACUGUGCCCUUUAACCUCAUCGCUGAGUACCACCGUGAGGAGGAGGAGGAGAGGCAGCAGACCCCGGGAGGGGACCCCGGCAGCAGCAGGAGAGGGAAGGGCGUGGACUGUGCCGCCCUCACUUGCAUGGUGCAGUUGGCUCAGAUCCUGGUCGGAGGUGGCUUGGGAUUUCUGGUCAACAUGGCUGGGAGCGUCGUCGUUGUGGUGAUCACGGCCUCUGCGGUGGCUCUGAUUGGCUGUUGCUUCGUGGCUCUCUUUGUUAGAUAUGUGGAUUAGGUCAAUAAAGAGACAUUGACCCAUGCCUCA